AGUUUAGAAGUCACCGUGCUUCACUACACAACCGGCAGUGUCUCAGCAACUCCCGAAUUUGACGUGUCUUAAACGUGUUAAAGCCAGCUCAAUUAGACCUGACUUCAGGCCAUCAAUUUCUUCAGUUAAAUUGGAUGUGAGAUAAACGCGCGUUCUGAUUGGUCGAGCUCCGCCAGAUGAGAAUCAGCUGCCAGUAAUCAGCUGAGCCAAGUCACGCUGUCCUUGCUUUUAUGUGGAGCAGCAAAAUCAUGAAUAAGUUUUCGCGAGGGAGCCAAGAGGACCCGACCUUCCCGGACUCUCUCGCAGGCUUCGGAUACAGUUUUCAAGAUGGAAAACUUCGGAAUAUUGAGACCGGCCGUCCAUUUGAAUUCGUGGUUCGCGUAGGUGACCAGGCAUACAACCAGAAACAUUAUGAAGCACUGGGAGAGGUGGUAACAGAGGAAGUGUACAAGCUCUUAGAGACAGAAUGUGGUCUAACACGAGCAAAGGUCCCGUACAACUGCAAAGAGGACGAACCACAUACUUUUAUAUUUGUGUCAAAGGAUGUGAUGACCAAUGACAAACUCAUGGUACUCAUUCAUGGCAGUGGAGUCGUGCGGGCAGGACAAUGGGCUCGCAGGUUGAUUAUUAACGACACCUUAGACUCAGGGACACAAAUUCCAUAUAUCAAAAGGGCCAUGGAGGACGGUUAUGCUGUCCUAGUUAUGAACACAAAUGACAAUUUUCGGAUCAAUAAGAAGAAGAAACAAGUUCCCAUAAGAGGAAGCGAGAGUCCGGAGCGUCACGCCGUCCAUGUCUGGAAGUACUACCUGCAAGGCACCCAGGCGAAGUAUGUUGCUCUUGUGGCGCAUAGCUUUGGAGGGUGUGUCACCACGGCACUGUUUGAGACAUUCAAAGAAGAAUUCCAAAAGCGUGUGUUUGCGGUGGCCAUGACGGACUCGGUCCAUUUUAUAUACAAUUUCUCGGCGUUUAAGGAGCUGGUUAAGAUUUCACGCAACUGGGUGAGAAGUCAGCAGCAGCUGGGUACCAAGUUGGAGACAAAGAAGGGUGACAUCCAGCAAGUUUCAUCAGGAGUGAGGAUUCACGAGGAGACGUCCUGGGCGAGCAUCGACGGCGUCUUCGAGUACUUCCGAAGGCGCUACGACCAGGUCGUCCUCGGGGCAAGCAAGACCCAAGAGAGCAGCAGCCACGACUCGCCUGAGGAUUCUGGCGACGACUCUCCCGACUUGGCUGACUCGGAUGCUGGCGGGGGGGGCGGGGCAGGGCCAGCGGGCGGGAGGAGGGAUAGGGGGAGGGAAGGCGAAGGACGGGGGAGAGGAAGUGAAGGAGGAGGAGGAGGAGGAGAAAGAGGAAAGGUAGAAGAAGAAGAAGAAGAGGAGGAAGGAAGAGGGAAAAAACCCAGAGGGAAAAAAAUUCACGACAUGAGUGACUCGGGGAACGAGGGAGGCAGCGACGGCGAGGCGAUGGCGUCUGGAGGAGGAGGAGGCAGAGGAAGAGAAAAAAGAGGAGAAAAGGGAAGAGGAAGAGGAAUGAAGAAAGGGCAGAAGAAGGAUGUUUAUGGGAAGGAGAAGGAAGAGGAGGAAGAGGAAGACAAGAAAAAGGAGGAGGAGAAGAAGGAUGCCCAGAUGGAGAUCGACGAAGAAGGAGAGAAGGAAAUGCCGAUGAAGAUGGAAGAAGAGAAGUACUUGCCGAAAAAACAGAAAAUAAGCAAAUGAAGAACUCCUUUUGGGGGGAUUUCGUUGCAGGGUGACCUUAAAUAACGAAAAGGGAGGAGGAGGAGGAGGGAAGGAGAGGGAGAGAUGGAGGAGGAGGUGGUGGGAAGGAGAAGAAGGAAGAGAAAGAGGAAAAUGAGAAGGGAGGAGGAUAGAGAAAGAAUUGGAGGAGGAGGAGGAAGAGAGGAAGAAGAGUAGGAAAAGAGGAGGAGGAGGAGGAGGAGAAAAAGAGAAAGAAAUGUUGCAGAGAGAGGUAAAAGAAAAGGAAGAAAGCGUCAGAAAAAAAUAGGAGGAGGAGAAAAGAAUAAGAGGAGGAACAAGAAGAGGAGAAUCAAGAAAAAGAGGAAAGAGGAAAACACAAGAGAAUAAAGAGAGAAAAAAGAAGAAAGUAGUAGAAAGAAUAACAACAACAACAAUAAUAAUAAUAAUAAAAAAAUAAUAAUAAUAAUAAUGAUAAUAAUAAUAAUAAUAAUAAUAGUACUUAAGGAGUCCGUCGUGUGACCUGAUUGUUAGUGAUGGUUUAAGCUGGCUGUGAAUUCUGUGUUAUAUGUGUGUCGCAGGUACGGCUGUGUUACACUUGGGGGAUUUUUAGCUGUUUUGCACAAGAAUAUUCAUGGGAGUGAAACGAAAAGAAAAAAAAGAAGAAACAAUAACACUAUUUUUGUAUAAUUUUAAUUUGGUGAUUUUUCUUACGGAAAAGUAUUUUUUGUUGUUGUUUUUACAUUGUUCCUCUUUUAUUUUAUUUUCAUUUUUUUUUGUGUGUUGCUUCAUUGUUGUGUACGGUGCCACGCUUUGAAUAUGAUAAUAAAAUUGAUAAGAUUAA
Molecule: messenger RNA, 2535 nt
Organism: Penaeus indicus
Lineage: Eukaryota; Metazoa; Arthropoda; Malacostraca; Decapoda; Penaeidae
Product: cotranscriptional regulator ARB2A-like
Exons: 10
Coding region: 231-1715 (494 amino acids)
Biological process (GO): regulatory ncRNA-mediated heterochromatin formation
Cellular component (GO): nucleus
Molecular function (GO): siRNA binding
Source: RefSeq, a predicted model, not a curated record